Molecule: messenger RNA, 3191 nt
Organism: Ooceraea biroi (clonal raider ant)
Lineage: Eukaryota; Metazoa; Arthropoda; Insecta; Hymenoptera; Formicidae
Gene: tap
Product: basic helix-loop-helix neural transcription factor TAP
Biological process (GO): axon development; positive regulation of transcription by RNA polymerase II; sensory organ development
Cellular component (GO): nucleus
Molecular function (GO): DNA-binding transcription factor activity, RNA polymerase II-specific; protein dimerization activity; E-box binding
Source: RefSeq, a predicted model, not a curated record
UUGGUUGAUAAACAGGUUGACCGUGACAACCGCCAUGAUGGUGGCUCUUGAAUUUUUUUACUUGUGAUUAUAUUUUAGAAUUUUAAUAUGAUACACGUAGAAGGUAUUAUUCUUUGUUAGGAGUCUUGUAUAUUGUUACAGAUUGAAAGUUCAGAAGGGAACCAAAGUGUGAUAAGACGAUAAAGCGAUCACUGAAUGAUUAAAAAUUUUUUUAAUGUAAUUUUGUUCGUUAAAAUUUUCCUGUGAAUAUCUUGUUAAAGCGAGCGGUUUCUAUAGCGAUGUGUUGGACAUUAUCAGCUGAUUAGCGGAUGUGACAUAUGGUCGUCGUUGAUUUUAUUAGAUUAUCUGCCAUUUACUUUCCGUCGUAGAUUGUACGUGGCCGUUAGGUCGUUACAAGACCGCGAAGUUCCACGAGGAAAUAUUAUAAACUGUAAGUAAUAAAAAUAUAUAUCACUUUAUAAUAAAUGCACGCUUCAUAAUGUAACAAACUUACUUCUCACGCGUAAUAUUAUUGAAAUUGCUUUAAGCUUUCAAUGUUACUGACUGAUAUAAAUAAUUGUUGCAAUAUAGUCACAUAAACAACAAGCUUUCUUACUUUAUAUUUGCACAUUAGAAAUGUAAAGAAUCAUAUAUUAUUAUCGUGACAGACCAUCUCGACAGUUAACAAAUAUGAACUAAAAAAUGUAAUAGAUGAUAUUUACAAGAUUAGAAAUAAGUAAUGAAAAGCAAAGAAUUAUAUACUCAUUCACUGUGCUUAUUUCGUACGCCUAGUCACGAUUAACCCGUUGUACAUUGCAGAUAGACGGCUCAGAUAUUACAUAACAAAACAACAUAAUGCACACUCACAUAUUACUUAAUCAAUAUUAACAUUUAUAAUAAUCCAUUCUCUGCAUCAUUGAUGAUGAAACAGACACAUAUUUAACAUUCCAAUUUUUUUCAGAAAAAUAUCCGCAUUUUUAAACAACAAAUUGCGUUAAAAGUUCGUUAGAAAAUUGAUUGCAAAUUCAGGGCCCGCUCGCGAAUGAUAAUCUCAAAGCGGUGUAAUCGUCCCAAAAACCUCUAAUCUUCUAACAAGGCGGCUACAUCGCCAUGGCACGCGUCUAAUGCAUACACGAAGAGUAGAGGGGGAACGCUAGAGGUACCCCUCGAUGGUGAUUAUGGGGUGAACUCGCUCGGUGCCCCAUAGAACCUCACGGUGGCCCUGGAUUGGUGGAGGGGGCGAAAUACCCCCGGGACGGUAUAUAUGUUCUAAGAGCCCCUUGCCACAUGCACAGUACCAAAUUGUACCCCGCCUAGUCCGCUCGUCGGUGAAUUCUUAUUUUCUCAUUUCUCGUUCGGUCGGCGCCCCAUAACUACAAGUUUCCAUUAACCGCGUAACAUUUCUUUGUAUCUUUUGGAAGUGCGGUUUCUACUCUCUUGUGUUGUGUCCAUGUGUUUGUGCCAUUUUGGGGAAUAUACUGCUUCUAGUUUGUUCACAAAUUUAAAACAGCUGAAAACGGGAUAUCGGCAUGGUACGUGGAAUUCCGUUUCGCUAAAUUUUCAAGAAAUUGUUUUGUGUUUAAAUUUACAACUACGUUGACAGUAAUUAUAUUGUGGCCAUAAUCGCCGUACACGUAGUUAAUAAUAUAAAAGAAAUAACGUAAAAUUUUGCUUAAUUACAGCAAGACACAACGAUGUCUUCAGAGUACCAAUUUUGCAGCGAGAGGGGCUUCGACGAAUUAUCAAGCUCCUCCGAUUCUGGUUUCGACGUGAGUUUCGAGUCACCGAAACAUGAAGUACCAACUGACUCGCUCUUCCCUCCGGCUAAGGAAGAAAAGCGCAAAAAAACGCGGAACACUCGUUGCAAAAGUCCCACGCAGGUGCUGAGGCUGAAGAGGAACCGGCGGAUAAAGGCGAACGACCGCGAGCGGCACAGAAUGCACACCUUGAACGACGCCCUGGAACGCCUGAGGAUGGCCCUACCGACGUAUCCGGAAGACGCAAAGCUGACGAAGAUCGAGACGCUGCGCUUCGCGCACAACUACAUCUGGGCGCUGUCGCAGACUCUGGGCAACUCCGAGAGCGGCGAGAUCACGGUGAACGUCGGCAACGUGACGGUCAGCAUCGGCGAGAACGGCAACAUGAUCACCUCGUCGUCCGGAAGUUGCGCGGUGGCGGCCCAGAAGAGGCUCGGGCCACAGCACACCGCAGCGGGUUUUCCGUAUCCUCCUCAAGAGCGUUUCAUCGCGCCGGACUGGCAGGAAUAUGAUUGCUACAGCGAUCAAAGCGUCAGUCCGCCAAUGCAGUAUCAGCCCUGCUACGAUCAGAGGAUGUACCAGAUCCAUCGUCCUCAGCACCAGCUGCCCCCGCCGCCUCAUCAUCACAUCUCUCAUCACAACAAUAUGUACCAGUGUCUUUAGAUGUCGACGGAAUGUGCGGAUUACGCGUUCAACACGUUAAUUCUGAUAAUUGAGAUAGUCGACUGCGUGUAUUCGUAGACUCAGCUGAGCUCUAGCUAAACUCUGGCUUUUCAUCUGUCCAUGUUAUUAAUAAUCAGUGCUACGAUGCAGGAAGAGGCAGAGAAGUAAGCUGAUCCCCUUGUGGCAAUUUUAUUCUAGAGUUAAUCGGAAAAGGAGACCACAGUCGACAUCAAGAAAGAUGAAGUGUUUUUCUCCGAGAAGCUGAUGUGACUGUAAAAAGAAAGAACAGUGUUCUAUGAUUAUCGUUAUCUACUUUAUAAGAGAGUAUUUUAUUCGAGUAAAAUAUUAUCGAAUCGUUCAUGAUGCCUGUGUGUGAAUGUAAGCCGAUUGAAGCGGUACUUUGAUCUCGCUUUCGAAACCUCAGUGGAUUUUUCCGUGCUAAUUUUAUAUUAUAAGUAGCUUGAUUUAACGUUUAGUGCAGAAAAGAAAUGGUCGGAUCUGCUAUUGAAGAUUUAAUUUUAUGCAAUUAAUAAUUAUGGAUAUCUUACGUUAUGAAUAACGUGCUACCUGCGUUCCUUUUGUUCUAGUCAUCAAUAUUCUUUUAGUUGAUCUCGGACUCUCGAUCUCAUUUUUUGUUUAGCAUAUCUUGAGCUAAACUUAAGUUGAUUGAAGAAAUAUAUAUAUGUAUACACUAUGUCCGCCAGUGCUCUUACCGUAAUUCGGAAUUGCCGAUUUAGGAAAUAUAUAUUGUACAUAAUUUAUACUUUAUCAAUAAAAACAUAUUUUACCUAA